AUGUUCGUGGGCUACGAAGAAGUGUCGAAGGCGUAUCAAGUUUAUGACGUUGAGGCGGGGAAGAUGGUCGUCAGUCGUGAUGUCAGCUUCGACGAAUCCACCUUUGCACUUCCACCACCGAUCACUGAUGAAGUUGCCGAUGACCUGGACUUCAAAUUACUCAAUGAUGAAGAGCCGCGUCAGGUAGAGUACAAGCAAACAGGCAAGCGCAAGAGCCGCCUCGAUGAUGAAGAUGCAGCUGCUCAACGACUGCGUGCAUUGAGUCAACGGCCUGGACUAGUAGAGUCAAGCACGCCGGACAGCAACUCGUCAUGCUUAGAAGAAGACGCAGAAACGAAGGAUUCUGUUGAAUCAACUCCGCCUGUGUUUUGGCGUGCGAGUGCGAAUGCCGUAGAAACAGCAGCGGGUUUAUUGGAGUCUUCAACAUCUGAGGCAGCAGUGAGAAUCCCUGACAAAGUGCACUAG
Peronospora matthiolae is the source of this 465-nucleotide messenger RNA. Lineage: Eukaryota; Oomycota; Peronosporomycetes; Peronosporales; Peronosporaceae. The record is from the annotation of a GenBank genome assembly.